Molecule: messenger RNA, 237 nt
Organism: Ostertagia ostertagi
Lineage: Eukaryota; Metazoa; Nematoda; Chromadorea; Rhabditida; Trichostrongylidae
Source: the annotation of a GenBank genome assembly
AUGGUACAAAAUGAGCCUACGAAUCCUUUGAGGAAGAUACGAGACCCGGAGCUAGAUAACAAAGAGCAUCCAUCGGCGGCAUACUAUACCGACGAAGGGCAAGACGAUACUAAUCAAGACGCACCAUCGAUCUGUGAAAUAAAGGGUCCACCUUCGGAAGAACAGAAUCUUGACGAACCUCAAAUCGCUGCAGGGAAAACGGAGCCACAAAUGAAGACACCAAUGAAACCACAAUAA